AUGCAACUCUGUUAUGGUUGCCGGCAUGCUUUCCCCGCCUCCUCGCUUGAACCAUGUGUCUUCAGCGAUAUCAUUUCUGACCGCUUCGAUGAAAUACAUAAAAUUGUCAAGGAGAUGAACACAAAAACGCCGGAGGAAAACCACCGAGUCGCAAAGCUGCAGAUGGCACUAAGGGAGCUGCACUCGGCCGUUCACCAAGAGAUAAGUGCCCUCAAGGAGCAGAAGGCAAAGUUGGAGGCUUCGCGUCAGCGCGAUCGGCAGGAAAUGGAUCUGGGCAACCAAUCUCGUCUGUCCAAUCUGCAGGACACCAAUGCCAUGUUGAAUACACAAACCAUGGGGACCAAUCUUUCUCGGUCAAACUUUGUCAAAUCAACUCCCAGAGCCACAUUUAAUGGCAUGGUUCCAACAUAUAAACUACGAAAAAUGAACUCCGCACUAGAUUUAGUCUCGGCCAUUAUAUACUCCGUGGUGGAAAGUUUGGCUAUUCGCACUCGUGCGGCUGUGGCGAUGUUAUGGUUGCCACCUCCUGGGGUUGUUUCCACGGAGCUUGUGGCACCUUUUGUCGUGGGACGUGACAUGUCAAAACUCUGGAACUCUGCGCCAUACCGCGUAUCCGAGAAUUCUGUGCCGUGUCUUGUAAGUGAGACUGGAAUUGCAGUGAAUCUAAAACCAUCUCAAAGGAUAAGCGACUCCAAAUUAUCAGAAAAUGUCCCCAUAAUGGAGUUGAUUGAAAUGAAAAACACCGCACAACUCAUAGUUCCUGUUUACACGCGUUAUGGAGCAAUUCAGCGCUCUGUGCUCGCUGUGUUGCAUCUUAUAGGCGAUCCAGUUUUCCCGUAUCCAUUUGGGCUUCGCAAUGAAGAAAUGGCGGUACAGACAGCUGCCACACUAUCUGUCAUAUUAUCCUCCUAUUACGAGACAAUGGGUGGAGAAUGGGCUAAUCGUAUUUACGAUCCGUUGUUACUGGUCAGCAGCGCAGCGUAUCAUGGUGGCCUUGACAUGAGGAGCAUGGAAAAGUGUAUUGACGACUUUGCCCCACCGGCAACGCUCAUCUAUCGCUGUAAGAAUGAUAAGAAGGAUGAUGAUGACGCCCGUGAGGUGAUAAAAACACUGAGGUAUGCCAUGAUGAAGCGUGCGGUUUCGCGAAAAGCGGUGUGGUCUGUGAAGGACCUGCACCGGUUUGCGACAAAUAUGGAGCAGAAUUGGAUUUCUGUACUGAAUACAAACUCUGAGAUGGAAUUGAAGAUGAUUGGCUUGGAGGAAAAAGUCUUGCGAGGUGGUCUGGAAAGGGGACAACCUCGACCAUUGUCUCGACAGGAUAUUGCGUCCCACACAAUUUCUGACACUUCGGCUGCUGGACGUCCGGUGAGCUCUUCCGCAAUUUCAGUAUGCGCAUUGCCGCCAAUGUUUGAUAAAUCAAAAGCUCUGAAGCCGGAACAAGUGACUGAAAUUGAAGCAAACGCAUUGCAGCGUUUGCAGAAAAUGGGGGUUGAUACAGCGCCCUUUGUGAUGCCUAAAGAGGCGGAAGAUGUAGAUUUCGUUUGA
Molecule: messenger RNA, 1545 nt
Organism: Trypanosoma cruzi
Lineage: Eukaryota; Euglenozoa; Kinetoplastea; Trypanosomatida; Trypanosomatidae
Exons: 1
Coding region: 1-1545 (514 amino acids)
Source: RefSeq, a predicted model, not a curated record